CACGUCACCACGAAGGGACCGUGUUUUGGUUUGUGGAAGCAACUUGUUCUCAGACAUCUCUGGUUAUUUUUGCGUUUUUUUGCAUCCAACCUGCGCUGUAUGUUAGCAAGAUGUUAACCGCAGAGGAUUUUACACAGUUCCCGCUCCUCGUGUGGGAAAAGGUGUUCGCGAAGGUGAAGAAAGCGGUGGUGUUUAUGGAUGACAGGUGUGCAGAAGCUCUCCACUGGAGCGGAGGGGCUGCAGCCUUGCUGGAAGCUGGAGCCAGGAACCUGAAGCAGUUUUCGAGCUUCGAAGCGUGUGGUGAGAACGAGCCCAAAGCCGUGUUUGUGGUGAGCACGCUGUUAAAGGGGAGAACGGUGGACAUCAUAAAGGACAUCAUAUCUCUCAGUAACUUUCAGUACUGCGUCGUCAUCACCGCUGUGCCCCACUCUGUGCACCUGUUCGCCAACAAUGUCUCCUCGGAAAUGGAGGGGAACCCUGUGUUUGAGCAGUUUGAGGAGAAGCUGUGCGAGUGGAUGGGGAACAUGAACUACACGGCUGAGGUCAUGCACGCGCCGGUGGGCUUCGCCUCCGUGUCCCAGCAGCUGCUGGUUGCUCCACCCUUCGCUCAGCUGUUUCCUCUGCUCCCACCUGACCUGGAAAGCAUCAACGCAAAGCGACCAGAGAAGAAGAGAUUUGGGACUUUAAACGACCUGGAUGGACAGUCUCUCCCAGUGGAGCUGCAGAUUGAAAUCAAAUGCUUGGUUUCGGCGUUAAACUCCAUGUUUGACGCCUUGGGGUUGAAAGAAGAGAGUUUUGCUGUGGGACCAAUGAGCCGCAUCAUCGCAGGAGAACUGGCCAAUCACAGCCAGGCGAGAAACAGACGGAAGACUGCUCCCAAUAAAGCAUCAAUCAUCUUUAUAGACCGAACAAUGGACCUUACAGGAGCUGUUGGUCAUCAUGGUGACAACCUGGUUGAGAGGAUUCUUACUGUGCUGAACCCGUUGCCUGGUCACGUGACAGAUGUGCAAGUGGACAUGUUGGAACUCACAAGUGUACAGAAAACUCCUCACUCCCAGAACACUGUGGCCCCUGGCUGUCUGGCUCAAACCCAGUCGUCCUCUGUGAGGGUACUCUGGGAGUCGAUGCUUACAAGCAAACAUAAAGAGGCUUUGAUGGAAGUGCGUCGUCACCUGGUGGAGGCGGCCACCAAAGAAAAGCUGCCAAUCAAGAUGAGCAUGGGCCGUGUGACCCCCGAGCAGCUGUGUUCCUACGUUAAGUUGUUCAGGACGAAUUGGGAGGCAUUAGAGAGUCACUGUGGGGUACUUCAGCUGGGCUUGGCCACAGCCCAGAUGCUCCGACACCCGAGCUUGGCCCGCUGGGAUUCCUGUCUGGGUUUCGAAAGGCUGCUGCUCCAGGCUCUUGGCGACUCUGAUUUCCCCGCUGUGCUGAGGCAGCUGCUGCCCUUGAUGAAGCCCCGCGGAGGUGAGAAAAGCUCAUCCUCAGGGUCCAGGCUCAGAGAGGACGAGUGCGGGCCAGACGAGCUGAUCCUCCUCCUGGUCUAUCUCUACUCUCUGGCUGCGGAGGCGCAGCAGGCAGGUACCGGGGAGGAGGAGCUGGAGAAGCUGGAGCGGGAGCUGAUAGGAGCACUCACGCUGGUCAUCACACAGGAGACAGAACUCAGCCCAUUGCUCCAAAACCUCACAGGUGAGAAAGGGCAACUCUCCCCCCGGCGGGAGCCCCGACCGGGCCCCGUGGGGCCAAGCCCCACGAAGCAGUCGCCAGGAAUAAGCCAGUACCCGCCCGAGCAUCCACCCCCAAACACUGAGCACCACCAGUGCACCAGCGGGCCAAAGCGCUCCCCAGCAGAGGGAGGCAGGACGGGGGAAAUGAGCUCCACACUUAGCAGAGACUUGAGAUCUUCUUGGGAGAAGGAGCAGCUCAGAUCCGAACCUGACGAGUAA
This is a messenger RNA of Cyprinodon variegatus (sheepshead minnow), 1943 nucleotides long. It is a transcript of the gene scfd2, whose product is annotated as sec1 family domain containing 2. NCBI's taxonomy places the organism in Eukaryota, Metazoa, Chordata, Actinopteri, Cyprinodontiformes, Cyprinodontidae. The record is from RefSeq and is a predicted model, not a curated record. Gene Ontology annotation, biological process: intracellular protein transport; vesicle-mediated transport. The coding region runs from base 111 to 1943 and encodes 610 amino acids. The transcript is spliced from 6 exons.